Molecule: messenger RNA, 1796 nt
Organism: Owenia fusiformis
Lineage: Eukaryota; Metazoa; Annelida; Polychaeta; Sabellida; Oweniidae
Source: the annotation of a GenBank genome assembly
UUGGCAGACUGGAUUCAAUUCAUGAAAUGUCAUGUAGUGAACAAUUUAAGCUAAUGUACUGAUGAGGUCUUUGGCACGUGUAGACUGCUGUUAGAAUGAGAUUGAGCGAUGAUCGACUCUGUUGUGAAUAGUGAUUGAAUUAUCUACAUCCAUAACCUGUUAGGAUUAAUAUCAACCCAUAGAUACACUGUUAAAAUGGAUACAGAAGAUCAAGUACAACAUGUAACAAAGAGUAACGGGGAGAACCCUGGAGAAAAGGAUCCACUUAUAAAUGAAGAUGGGCGACAGACAGUUGAAAUCACAUUACCCAAAAGGGCAAUCAUAAUAGAACCAGUGAUGUGUUUAUAUUUCGUCGCAUGGGCACCUGUGUGGAGUAUUGCCCAGCAGUAUGUGUAUUCGCGGGUUGCUGAAGAACACCAGUUCCCACUUGACUCUAGAAAUGAUACCAACAUUGAUUGUAACAUAAACAAAAGUAACCCUUUAUAUGCUACAGAGCAAACUGUCCAACAGAUAACCUCCCAUUGGUUAUUGCUCAAUCAGAUUGCAUUGAUGGUACCAGCUAUGGUUACCACUGUCAUGUUUGGUGCGUAUAGUGACUCUGCUGGGAGAAGAUUUGUAAUACUUUCUCCCCUAAUAGGAUGCACUUUGAGAGCUGGCAUGUUCCUCGUAGUCAUAGCCUUCAAGUUGAACAUUGCUUUUCUCCUCAUUGGAAGCAUCUUGGAGGGCUUGUCUGGAAGCCUAGGCGCCGCAAUUAUGGCUUGUUUUUCAUAUGCAUGCGAUGUGUCAACCAAUGAAAACAGAUCGUUCAAAAUUACAAUCAUGGAGAUAUCAAUUGGUAUAGGAAUUGCAUCAUCGUUGGUAUCCAUAGGGCAUUUUAUAAAACAUGCUGGAUAUAUGUAUCCGUAUGUCUUUGUCAUAGGAGUGCAAACUUUGAACAUAAUAUAUGUCUACUUUUUUGUCCCAGAAACUGUCAGGAGACAACAAGACGCCAAGUUUCUAUCACUUCGUCACUUUCGGGACACAUUUGUGUUAUACACUAAGGACAAUGGUACAAACAGACGUUGGAAGUUGUGUUUACUUAUCAUUAUCUUCCUCCUUUGUGAAAUGGUAAUUGCUGGCAGAGGGGAUACACAAAAUCUGAAAUUGAUGAAAACCCCACUCUGCUUUAACUCAAUUCUUUUGGGUUAUUUUGGAGCCCUUCAGGCCUUCACCAUGCAGCUUGGCAGCAUGGUGGCUGUUAAGUUGUUCCAGCAUUGGGUGUCUGAUGAAUGGUUCGCAGUCUUUGGGACAUUUGGAGGAAUGGCAAACAACAUUUUCUUUGGGUUUGCUAAUACUACUCUUCUCAUGUUCAUGGUUCCUAUUGUUGGUCUGGCUGGAAACAUGGUUCUUCCGUUUGUCAGAGCAAUGCAGUCUAAGCUAGUCCAGCCAUUAGAGCAGGGAGCACUGUUUGCAGGCCAAGCCUCCAUACAGUCACUGUGUGUGUUACUUGCUACAGCCUUAUUCAAUUCAACAUAUGCAGCUACUCUUGGCAUCUGGGACAAAACUGUGUUCAUGAUGAUGGGUGGAAACAAUUUCUUAGCACUAAUCCUAAUUGUUUUAUACAUGAUAUUGCAAAUGAGGGAGAGGACUGUUAAACAAUCGUCGGCCCACUCAUCGUCUUAUGAAGCAAUAAAUUGACAAGUGGAUACAUUGAAGACGAUCUAAAAAUAACAACGAAUAUAAUGACACUGACGCCAACAAAAAAUAAUCAACUGAUCUAGGAUCAUUUGAACUACCCUCUGUAUCAAAAGUCUUUU